This is a messenger RNA of Pristis pectinata (smalltooth sawfish), 3446 nucleotides long. RefSeq names its product protoporphyrinogen oxidase (gene ppox). Gene Ontology annotation, cellular component: mitochondrial inner membrane. The transcript has 13 exons. Gene Ontology annotation, biological process: heme biosynthetic process. Lineage: Eukaryota; Metazoa; Chordata; Chondrichthyes; Rhinopristiformes; Pristidae. Gene Ontology annotation, molecular function: protoporphyrinogen oxidase activity, oxygen as acceptor. Bases 999 to 2480 code for a protein of 493 amino acids. The record is from RefSeq and is a predicted model, not a curated record.
GGAGUGGGGCUGAGGUGACAGAUCAGCCGUGGUCAGGGAACGGGGCAUCAGGAACGAGGGGCAGAGUGGUCCAUGGCUCCUUUUCUGAGGUGAGGCCUGGGUAAUGUGGCCAAUAAACUCUGCUGUGGUGGGGGCUGGUCCACCAGACCAAUGUUAUUUUCGCUGAAACUUCUAAACCUCACAGGUAGAACUAGAACUCCAUCCAGGGUGCCACGUGUUAGGAGGGAUGUCAGAACCUGCCUCUCUCCUGACGGGCUGCAGAAGACAUUUAUUAGAAUGUCUCUGGGGAUUUGAGUAAUGAUUAGGGAGGUGGACGGGGAGCCGAUCGAGCGGCUGCUUUGUCCUGGACGGUGUCGAGCUUCUCGAGAGUUGUUGGAUCUGCACCCACCCAGGCAGUGGAGAGUGUUCCAUCACACUCCUGGCUGGUGCCUUGGAGAUGGGGGAAAGGCCUUGGGGGUCUCGCCCAGCCUCUGAUGAGGGCAGAAGCUGCUCUGUCUGCAGGCGGGGACUGCGCCAGAGGCACAGAACAGUGCGGCGUCUGCCUGUGGCGAGGUUCUUCGCCCGAGAGAGCAGGGAACACACCACAGGGAACACGUGGGUCCAGGAACGGGAGAGGAGGCAGAGUGGGGGGGUUAACGAGGAUGUCAGGGCACGGACUGGCUGGUGAGAGGGACAACCACAAUCUCCCCUACCUCAAUUAAAAUACCCCCAUCCCCCACAUUCAAUUCAAAUACCCCCACACCCCACACACAUUCUGCUACCCUCCGCCCCCUCAAUUCAGACCUGUCUCCCCUCCCCUCCCCUCCACACCCUCCUCCUCCAUUGGGAAUGGAGGUCAAAGUGUUGUGUUUCCAUAAACCUGUCGGGUGGGUGGUGUCGGAUUGGCUAUCUUCGAAUCCGCUGGUUCUUUCAGAAGUCCAGGAAUGAGUUGGAGACAACUCGGUGCUUCACAAAGUUUUAUUGGAAAAGUUUAAAACAAAGGAACAGUCACAGAGCACAUGGCACCAGCCUUACCACUGGCAGAUGAGCCGAGACAAAUAACACAGUGCCCGAUGCCUCGGACUGUGGUUGUCGUAGGAGCUGGUGUCAGUGGGCUCGCUGCUGCUCUCCAUCUGACCAGAACUGCCGCUGCUCCCAAGGUGGUCCUGCUGGAAGCGAGAGAGCGCACUGGCGGUUGGUUGCAGACCACACGGACGGAGGAAGGGGCGAUAUUCGAGCAUGGACCCAGAGGAGUCCGGACCUCAGGAGCAGUGGGCAAGAACACCCUCCAACUGGUGUCCGAGCUCGGUUUGGACCCCGAGGUUCUUCCAGUCACCUACAGUAAUGCUGUCAUUAGGAACCGGUACCUCUUUACCGGCGGCAAGCUUUGUGCAUUACCUUCCAGCAUCAGGAGCGUGUUCUCCCGGCUCCCCCCCUUCUCCCUGCCCCUGGUCCACAGCCUGGUGCGGGAACCCUUCGUUAGACGGAGCAGGGAGGCGGACGAGAGCGUACACGGCUUCUUCACCCGCAGGUUCGGCCAGGAGCUGGCGGACUACGGUGUGGACAGCCUGUGCCGUGGGGUGUUCGCUGGCGACAGCCGCCGGCUCAGCGUGCGCUCCUGCUUCCCCGCACUCUUCCAGGCCGAGCAGAGCUUUGGCUCCGUGCUCCUCGGGAUGUUGGCCGGAGCAGGAGCUACCAAAUGGGACGGAGUGCAGACGGGGAUGCUGGAGCGGGCCCGGCGUGAACGCUGGGCGCAGUGGACGCUGCGGGCGGGGAUGCAGGCACUGCCGGAGGCCAUGGAGGCAGCCCUGCGGAGCAGGGGGGUGGAGAUCCACCUGCACACACCCGUCACCCAAAUCCGACCCACCGCCGACGGAGCCUGCCAGGUACUGAUCGAUGGAGGGACACUGACUGCGGACCACGUCUUCUCUUCAGUGCCAGCUCGAGUGCUGAACCGCCUGCUGCCCCCUGCCUGGCACCCACUGACGGAGGCUCUGAGUGAGAUCGCGAGUGUGUCGGUGGCUGUGGUGAACCUGGAGUACAAGGGUCUGGUGCUGCCUGUGUUGGGUUUCGGACACCUGGUUCCGUCGGCGGAGUGCGGAGAGAUCCUGGGUGUGGUCUACGACUCCUGCGCCUUCCCACAGCAGGAUCGGCCCGGGCAGCCCACCACCAGGCUGACGGUGAUGAUGGGUGGAUCCUGGUUCACUGCGGCCUUCGGAGAGCCGGGGAGUGUGGGCGCGGAGCUCCUGCGGCAGCGAGCAAUCACAGCCGUGCGCCAACAGCUGGGGAUCGCGGCCCAGCCACUGAGGACCAUCGUCAGGGUGCACCAGGACUGUAUCCCACAGUAUGGACUCGGACACUGGAAGCUCCUGACUGCCAUCUCUGAGUUUAUUGAGCACAACCGUUUACCGCUGACUCUGAUCGGGGCCUCGUACCAAGGCGUGUCGGUCAAUGACUGCAUCUACCAGGCACAGCGCGGGGUGGAGUGCCUGAGGGACUGACGGGGCUCUGGACGAGGGGGUCCUCGGGCACACUUCCACAGCCGGGGACCCCGGGGUCUCCUCGCCCCCUCCGACCCCCUUCCCCCCACCCCCAACAGACCGAGAAACGAUCAGGCUCCCCUCCCAGGUCACUGAAGGUGUCGUCUCGGCCCCAGUGUGGUAACGGGGGCUUCACCAGCACCUAACGGGGCCAUUCCAGAGGAGAACAGGAAGAUGCCCCCCCGCGGGGAGGACAGGAAGAUGACCCCACCCCACCCCGUGGGGAGGACCAGACCCGACUGCGGGGGGAUCUCAGGGACUGGGCCAAGUGUUGCCGGGCUCCCAUUUGAUGCCUAAAUGCGUCGGGGCUGGGGCUAUUUACCCUGGAGCGGGGGAGGCGGGUUGGUGGGGUGGGGGGGUGACCUUGAAGGCAUGAGUAAGGUGGGCGGUCACAGCCUUUGUCUCAGGGAAGGGGGUCUCUGAAAUUUGGGGGCACUUGUUUAGGGUGGGGGACCUGAGGGGCAACUGUUCCACACAUAGGGAGGUGGGUGUGUGGAACGAGCUGCCCGAGGAAGGGGUACAGGUGGGGACGGUUACAGUGUUCAAGAGACAUUUGAACAUCGGCCUAGCUGGCCAUCCACGGGUCCCGGCGGCGGCGGCCAAGGGUUCCGGCUGGUCCGCCUGCCUGCCAGUCUUCCAGGCUCACGUCCGCGCGCGGAGUCCUUGGAGAGGGAGCACACGGUAUCCGUGGGCAGCCUGGUUGAGUUCCACGCUCGGUGGGCCCCUCGGGAUCGCGUGUGUCACGGACAGUGAGAAUGCGAUUCUCAUCUGAAGUGUGUGUGCGUUUAGUGGGUGUUUAGUUAGUGUUAUUUUGCUGUAGUUCUGUAGAUGUUUAGUUUGUUUUCUUCUCUUCCUGUAUCAGUUGUAGUGUAGUGACACUGGUUGUCCUUUUGUAGUGCUUUUAGUUAAUAAACCUUUAUAUUUUAA